CAUAUUUGACAUAACCUAUUCCAUUGUAAUUAACAUUUGACAGAAAAAAGAAAAAUGUCUCGUAAUACUUCUUUCUCCAUCUUUGCUCUUAGCUUCCUUUUGAUCUUCUUUUUCUUGUCAAACCCUAUUGAAAAAACUUUUGCCCUCGAUGAGUCAACAACAAUCGAUAUACUGAACAGAACCUGUAAAAGAUGCGCUGAAAAAUCUUCUUCUUUCAUCUACGAGUUCUGCCAAACCUCUCUCGACGUAAUUCCGGCAAGCCAUGUCACAAACCUCCAAGGAAUAGCCGUUAUUAGCAUGGAACUAGCUCUUGAAAAUGCAACCACUACAAUUGCCAAUAUAAAAAGCUUGUUCGAUAUGAAAAGUUUUAGCCCGUACACGUUGGCUUGCUUGCAGGAUUGCUUGGAACUGUAUUCCGAUGCUAUUGUGGCGCUGGUAGACGGCGUCGCGGCCUUCUUGACAGGGAAAUACCAUGUCUCUAAUGUCAAAAUUAGUGCAGUUAUGGAAGCAGCAACAACAUGUGAAGAAGGGUUUACACAGAAGAAAGGAGAGGUUUCUCCAUUAACAUUGGAAAAUUUUAAUCUCUUCAACUUAUGCGAUAUUGCACUAUGUAUUAUCCAUUGGCUUAUUCUCCCCGCGCCUCAAAGUUAAAUUAACUUUUUUUCUGUUAUAAUCGUAUAUUUAUUAUUGAAAAAAUUAUAUAUGUAAUAAUUAAUUGGAAUUGUAAGUUUCAAACAGUGCUUUGUGUAAUUCCCAUUUUUAUUAUAAGGGUGUUUAUUUUAGCAUUUUGAAUUAUUCAAUAUAUUUUAUCA
Messenger RNA from Jatropha curcas, 812 nucleotides. Its product is annotated as putative invertase inhibitor. Gene Ontology annotation, molecular function: enzyme inhibitor activity. The record is from RefSeq and is a predicted model, not a curated record. Lineage: Eukaryota; Viridiplantae; Streptophyta; Magnoliopsida; Malpighiales; Euphorbiaceae.